Messenger RNA from Rotaria sp. Silwood1, 1634 nucleotides. Lineage: Eukaryota; Metazoa; Rotifera; Eurotatoria; Philodinida; Philodinidae. The record is from the annotation of a GenBank genome assembly.
AAGAUCCAUGCAUAUCAAUGCCUUGUGGUCCACAAGGACGGUGUUUAACUAUAAAUGCAGCACCAAAAGGAUAUAUGUGUAUGUGUCAAGUUGACGGGAUUUCUUAUACAACUAUUGAUACAUGUCCAAAUCCAUGCAUAUCAAUGCCUUGUGGUCCACAAGGACGGUGUUUAACUAUAAAUGCAGCACCAAAAGGAUAUAUGUGUAUGUGUCAAGUUGACGGGAUUUCUUAUACAACUAUUGAUACAUGUCCAAAUCCAUGCAUAUCAAUGCCUUGUGGUCCACAAGGACGGUGUUUAACUAUAAAUGCAGCACCAAAAGGAUAUAUGUGUAUGUGUCAAGUUGACGGGAUUUCUUAUACAACUAUUGAUACAUGUCCAACUACUAGUUCAUUUUGUACACAUAUGACAUGUAAGAAUGGGGGUACAUGUGUGCCAUUUUCUGUUGAUGAUCCAUCAUGUAAUAUUGGUCAAAUUGGUUCGACUUGUUGUCAAUGUCCACCGAAUUUUACUGGUUUACGUUGUGAACAAGAGGUUGAUUUUUGUUCAUCAAAUCCAUGUAAAACUAAUGGACGUUGUUUAUCAGAUAAAUCUGGUUAUCGAUGUCAAUGUUAUGAAGGAUAUAUGGGUGAAAAUUGUGAAGUUCGAUUAACAAGUUCCGGUUGUGCUUCAAAUCCAUGUACAGUUGGUAUUUGUUAUCAAUUAAAUCAAAAUGGACCUUCUUAUGUUUGCAUAUGUCCAGAUGGUACACUUAAUCUUUCGUGUAAUUCACCAAAUUCAACAAGAAAUCUUUAUACAGUACCAACAACUACAAUAACAUCAUUAAUGUUUGGUCAUAAUUUAAAACCUCGAGGAGGUGGAAGUAUAAAUUCAGUUCCUACAGUUUCAACAUGUAGUCCAACAACAAGAGAUACUUGUAAUGGUGGUCAAUGUUUAAUGACGGGCACAGGUGUAUAUGCAUGUCGUUGUCGUGAAGGUUAUACGGGUGCUUAUUAUAUUAAUGAAUGUGCUUCAAAUCCUUGUUUGGGUGGUGGUACAUGUUAUGAUCUUGUUAAUGCUUAUGCAUGUUUUUGUCCUGAUCGAGUUUUUCGACCACAAUGUGGUAAUAUUUCGUCGACUAGUAAAGAUACUACUACUACUACUGCAGGUUUAAUAAAUACAAUAUCGUUUACAAAAGAAGAAAAAUUAUUUCCAAGUGAAUGUCUUUGUCGUAAUGGUGGUAUAUGUUAUACAAAUUCAGCUAGUGGAAAACUUUGUCAUUGUCCUAAUGGUUUUACUGGACCAUUUUGUGAAACAACAAUUACAUCUCGUAUCAAUACUGGUCAAUUUAGUUGUAGUCAAGCAUCAUGUGAAAAUGGUGCUACAUGUCAAGAACAAGGAUUUAAUACUAUUUGCAUAUGUAAACCAGGUUUUACUGGUCAACGAUGUGAAAUAGAAUAUUUCCGUUGUCAAGGUAAUGGUCGUUUUGCUGAUGCAUCAAAUUGUAAACAAGGGCGUUAUUUUGAAUGUGUUUAUUAUGGACAAUAUGAUUUAAAUUUACCAAAUGGAAUUCUUUAUAGUCGUAAUUGUCCACCUGGUCUUCGAUUUAGUACAUUAAGCGAUCGAUGCGAUUAUUCAAGUGUUGUACAAUGCUAA